Effrenium voratum is the source of this 799-nucleotide messenger RNA. NCBI's taxonomy places the organism in Eukaryota, Dinophyceae, Suessiales, Symbiodiniaceae. The record is from the annotation of a GenBank genome assembly.
AGACUUUGCCUCUUGGCCCAAGCUCUGCCACGAGUGGCUCAAGGCCACUUUGGCGAAGGGGUGCCAUGGUGAAGGAAAAGCGCCCGCCCUUGAAGAGUGGGCCGAAGCCACUUCACCAGCAGGUGGAAGCAGAGAAGGAAGCAACGAAGAGGAGGUGCGAAUUGCAGGGCAGGCAGUGGAGCGGCAAGAUGGCCCAGGGAAGGGUCGCCAUGAUUGAGAUCCGGCACUACCAACGCAGCACCGAGCUGCUGAUUCCCAAGAACCGCUUCCACAGAGCGGUCAAGGACAUUUGCAAGCAGGUCUCCGAAAAGAAGUACCAGGAGUGGGAGCAGAGAAGGCGAGAAGGUGUGGAGGAGAAAGACCACUGGCAGCCCCCCCAGCUCUACCGCAUGGAGAGUCAGGCGCUCCUGGCGCUGCAGGAAGCCGCGGAGUGUUUGGUCACGGCCAUGAUGGACGAGUGCAACGCCGCGGCCGUGCACGCCAAGCGGGUCACGGUGAUGCCCAAGGACCUGAUGCUGAUUCGCCGGCUGAAUGGCACCUGGGUCUGGAGCAGCUGAGAGUCUGAGAGCUGCGCUCCCUGGAUGGUGGUGCGAAAUGGAUUUCGUCCACCCACAGUAGGGGCCUCCAGGGGCUCCAAUUGCAUGCCAUGUCCAGCUGCGCUAUGGAACGCUUCUCUGUCCAUGGUGUUCAUGAGCCCUGGAAUGUAAAUAGUUGAGAAAGGGGCUCAAGGUUGCUUGCAUUCGUCUGCAAGUGUGACCAGUGUCAAUGCACAAGGGCCUCGGACAGCCUCGCUAUGUGG